Fusarium poae is the source of this 1698-nucleotide messenger RNA. RefSeq lists its product as uncharacterized. The record is from RefSeq and is a predicted model, not a curated record. NCBI's taxonomy places the organism in Eukaryota, Fungi, Ascomycota, Sordariomycetes, Hypocreales, Nectriaceae. The transcript is spliced from 4 exons. The coding region runs from base 1 to 1698 and encodes 565 amino acids.
AUGGCUGGCGAACGCUGGGAUCGCGACCGCUUUGAGCGCAUGUCCCGAGGCCGUCCUGACGAUGAUGGAGCUUCAUACACACGCAGCACUCGACCUCGCGACCAUUCAGAUGAGCGAUAUGACCGUCGACCUGGUCGCGGUUAUUAUGAUGAAGACGACAUGGGCCGUGAUCGUCGCUACCCAGAUGACCCUCGAUAUCCUCCUCAGCUCCAGCGAGAGCGCGAGAGAGAUCGAGAGGCUCCUCCUCCUUGGGCUCGCCGAACUGAUGUCCUAGAGAGAGAAAGAGAGCGAGACUAUCCUCGCCGUGAAUCUCCUCCUCGUCGACCCGGCUUCCUCCGCAGACAAUCAUCUCUUGACACUUAUGACCGCCGACCAAGAUUCCUCGACCACCGCGAGGAAUACCCAGCUCCCGCUCGCCGCGAAGACGUUCGUCCUCGAGAUCCUCGAGAAGAUUACAGACCUCCUCCUUAUCAGCCCAUUCCUCUGCCCAAGAGCCGGGGACUGCCACCCCCUAGGAGAUACAACGACGAGCAUUAUGAUGACAUUAAGAUCGCCGAGCCCGACUAUUACGGCGACGAAGACUUUCGAUCCAUGCCUGAACGUGUUCGUGAGAGAGAGUAUACUCGAUCCCGCAAGAGCCGCGGUCGUGGUCGUGACCGUGACCGUAGCCGCGAGUCGCGCUCAACUCGAACUCGCUCUGUCCGAAGCAGCUCCUACUCUUCCGCGUCUUCCAGCCGUUCCUCCAGCAGCAGUGGAGGCACUACAGUGAGAAGCGAGUAUCCCAAGAAGGGCAAGACUCGCAUUCCAGCCAAGCUUGUUUCCAAGCGAGCUCUUAUCGAUCUUGGAUACCCAUUCUUUGAAGAGGGUACCACAAUCAUUGUUCAAAAGGCUCUUGGCCAAGACAAUAUUGACGAACUGCUCAAGGUCAGCGAGGAUUACAAAAAGGUCGAGGCUGAAAUUGCUGCUUCUCGAGAACCCAAGGCACCCACAGCUGCUUUGCCUGCACCUCCAGAGACAGUGAGGGAGCCUACUCCUGAACCACCACCAGCAAAGACUCCUCCUCCUCCCGCUCAGGAACCGCCUACUCCUAUGCCUCCGGUCCAGGCAACUCCAGUUCCUCCUCCCGCUCAACAGGCACCUCCUCAGCCUAUGCCAAUGCCUACUCCUGCGCCACCACCUAUUUACUACCAGCCUCCCCCUCCUCAGAUGGCUCAGCCAGUACCUCCCGCUUUCUACCAACCAGGACCCCCUCCUGCAGGGCCUCCUCCGAUGGCUGCUCCCCCGAUGGGCCCCCCUCCUCAACAGUCUGUGUAUGACUACGAGGAAACUGUCAUUCGAGACGUUUCGCCAUCCCGAACCAUGACUUCAAUGUCAAGCUACGACUCUUACUACCGGGAUAGUUAUCAUCACCACCACCACCCUGAAGAGCUUGUCGUUCGAACCCGCUCGAAAUCCCGAAGCCGCAAAGACAUUCGAAGGGAGAUUAAGGAUCUCGAGCGUGAGCUGACACACCGACCUCGAGGCCACUCCACCGGCGGCGAACUCGUUCGCGCUGAGCGUCUACCCGACGGCCAGCUGGUCAUCAGGGAAGAACGUGUUGAGAAGGAAGUUCUGCACCGUAAACCUCCUCGUAUCGAGAAGGACAAGAAAGGUCCUCCCCCUAAGCUCAUGCGGGCCAUGUUUGCUACUCUCACUUGA